CAGUCAUGUGAUCCCCUCCCUUUUGUUAUGACAGCUAUCAAUAUUCCUGGACCCCCGGGACCACCUGGAACACCUGGACUACCUGGAUACUCCUCAGGGGUGACGGUGUUGAGGACGUAUGACACCAUGACAGCCACCGCCAGAAGACAGCCUGAGGGCUCUCUGGUCUACAUCAUAGAUCAAACUGAUCUCUACCUGAGGGUCCGGGGGGGCAUUCGUCAAGUCCAGCUUGGGGAUUACAUUGCUCUGCCCGUUGUAGAUGGUAACGAGGUUGCAGCUGUGGAGCCCCCACCUGUUGUCCCCUACUCCCCCCACCACACCGAAAACACCGACCCCUCCGUACACGACUCCCAAAGGCAACCUGAGAGCCCCGUCUACCCGGACCCUCACCACCCUACACACCAGGACCCUCACCACCCUACACACCAGGACCCUCACCACCCUACACACCAGGACCCUCACCACCCAACACACCAGGAUCCUCACCACCCGACACACCAGGACCCUCACCACCCUGCACACCAGGACCCUCGCCACCCUCACCAACCUACACACCAGGACCCUCACCAACCUACACACCAGGACCCUCACCACCCUCACCAACCUACACACCAGGACCCUCGCCACCCUACACACCAGGACCCUCACCACCCUACACGCCAGGAACCACAGUACCCGUCCAACCCUGAUCCCAGAUACCCCUCCCACCCUGACCCCAGAUAUCCCUCCAACCCUGACCCCCGGUAUCAGCCGGACCCUCGGUUCCCACCACCCACAGAUCCACGUUUCCCGAGUUACACAGACCGCCUGAACCAACCGGACGGGAGGGUUUCUGUCAACACGGCUCAGGAGCGCCCUGCGUACCCGGACUCCCGCUACGAGGACCCUCGCUACGCCGUCACUCCUCAGCGAAGACCCCCUCCUCGUGUGCCCCACACUCCAGUGCACCAUCAUACCUCAGGAGCAGGGCUCCACCUCAUCGCCCUGAACAGCCCCCACUCCGGCUCCAUGCGGGGGAUCCGCGGAGCAGACUACCAGUGCUUCACCCAGGCUCAGGCCAUCGGGAUGAAGGGAACUUUCCGGGCCUUCCUCUCCGCCAAACUGCAGGACCUGCACAGCAUCGUGCGCCGGAGCGACAGGGACCACCUGCCCAUAGUCAACCUGAAGGACGAGGUUCUGUAUGACAGCUGGGACGCCAUGUUUAAUGAGGGCAGGAUGAAGGACAACGUGCCGAUGUACUCCUUCGAUGGCAAAGACGUCCUCAACGACAGCACAUGGCCGGAGAAGAUGCUGUGGCACGGGUCGAACGCCGCGGGGAGGGGUCAGGUGGACAACAUCUGUGAGGGCUGGCGGGUGGGCGAGCGGGCGCUGAGCGGCACGGCUGCGGAGCUGCGGAGCGGCAACCUGCUGCAGCAGACCCCCAGCAGCUGCUCCGGCUCCUACGUGGUGCUGUGCAUCGAGAACAGCUACAUCGGCCAGGCCAAGAGAUAAACACACACACACACACACACACACACACACACACACACACACACACACACACACACACACACACACACA
Molecule: messenger RNA, 1560 nt
Organism: Notothenia coriiceps (black rockcod)
Lineage: Eukaryota; Metazoa; Chordata; Actinopteri; Perciformes; Nototheniidae
Product: collagen alpha-1(XVIII) chain-like
Exons: 7
Coding region: 28-1491 (487 amino acids)
Source: RefSeq, a predicted model, not a curated record